Calidris pugnax (ruff) is the source of this 5108-nucleotide messenger RNA. RefSeq names its product WD and tetratricopeptide repeats 1 (gene WDTC1). Gene Ontology annotation, molecular function: protein binding. The record is from RefSeq and is a predicted model, not a curated record. Gene Ontology annotation, cellular component: cytoplasm; Cul4-RING E3 ubiquitin ligase complex. Gene Ontology annotation, biological process: negative regulation of fatty acid biosynthetic process. The transcript has 15 exons. Lineage: Eukaryota; Metazoa; Chordata; Aves; Charadriiformes; Scolopacidae. The coding region runs from base 67 to 2142 and encodes 691 amino acids.
UGUUCCCUCCCUGUUCUGUCCUGCAGGUAAUUAAAUGCCCUUAGUGUGGAUCCCUGCUCUGUUGGCAUGCUUGGAUGCACAGCGGCUCUUCCCAUAGCUUCUUUUCGUCUGCCCCAUUGCAAGAAGAUGGCGAAAGCAAACAUUACCAGAGACAUCAUCCACAGGCAGAUCAAGGAGAGGGGUGCACUGGGCUUUGAACGACACUACCACGUCACCGACCCGUUCAUUCGCCGCCUGGGCCUGGAAGCAGAAUUGCAGGGUCACUCAGGGUGUGUCAACUGUCUAGAAUGGAAUGAAAAAGGAGACUUGCUGGCCUCUGGCUCUGAUGACCAGCAUACCAUUGUCUGGGAUCCUCUGCACCACAAGAAACUCCUUUCGAUGCACACAGGACAUACUGCAAACAUCUUUUCUGUCAAGUUCUUGCCGCAUUCAGGGGAUCGGAUCCUCAUCACGGGAGCUGCAGAUUCCAAGGUGCACGUCCAUGACUUGACUGUCAAGGAGACCAUCCACAUGUUUGGAGAUCACACCAACAGGGUGAAGCGAAUUGCCACAGCUCCCAUGUGGCCUAACACCUUCUGGAGUGCAGCAGAAGACGGGCUAAUCAGGCAGUACGAUCUCCGAGAGAACAGCAAACGUUCUGAAGUCCUGAUAGACCUGACAGAGUACUGUGGGCAGCUGGUGGAGGCUAAAUGCCUGACGGUCAACCCCCAAGACAACAACUACUUAGCAGUAGGGGCGAGUGGGCCCUUUGUGCGGCUCUACGACAUACGCAUGAUCCACAACCACAGGAAAAGCAUGAAGCAGAGUCCUUCAGCUGGAGUACACACGUUCUGCGACCGGCAGAAACCCCUCCCGGACGGUGCGGCGCAGUACUACGUGGCAGGGCACCUCCCGGUGAAGCUGCCGGACUACAACAACCGGCUGAGAGUUCUGGUGGCCACAUAUGUCACCUUCAGUCCUGAUGGCACUGAGCUCUUAGUCAACAUGGGAGGGGAGCAGGUCUAUUUGUUUGAUCUGACGUACAAACAGCGACCGUACACUUUUCUUCUCCCAAAGAAGUGCCAUACUUCAGGGGAAGUGCAGAAUGGAAAAACCUCUACCAAUGGAGUGUCGAAUGGCAUCCACCUCCACAGCAACGGCUUCCGCUUGUCCGAAGGCAGAGCACACGUGAGCCCCCAGGUGGAGUUACCUCCAUAUCUGGAGCGAAUCAAGCAGCAAGCCAACGAGGCCUUCGCUUGCCAGCUGUGGACUCAAGCCAUCCAGCUGUACAGCAAAGCAGUGCAGAAAGCCCCCAACAACGCCAUGCUGUACGGAAACAGGGCCGCGGCCUACAUGAAGCGCAAAUGGGAUGGGGACCAUUACGAUGCUUUAAGAGACUGCUUGAAGGCCAUCUCCUUGAAUCCAUGCCACCUGAAGGCCCAUUUCCGUCUUGCCCGCUGUCUCUUUGAACUCAAGUACGUGGCAGAAGCGCUGGAGUGUCUGGAUGACUUUAAAGGGAAGUUCCCAGAACAAGCACACAGCAGCGCCUGCGACGCACUAGACAGAGACAUCAAUGCAGCCCUCUUCUCCAAGAGCGAUAACGCUGAAGACAAGAAAGGAGGUGGCCCCAUCCGGCUGCGAGCCACGGGCCGCAAGGAUUCCAUCUCAGAGGAUGAGAUGGUGCUGAGGGAGCGCAGCUACGACUACAAAUUCCGAUAUUGUGGCCACUGUAACACUACUACAGACAUCAAAGAGGCCAAUUUCUUUGGCAGCAAUGCACAGUACAUAGUCAGUGGGUCAGACGACGGCUCCUUCUUCAUCUGGGAGAAAGAAACCACCAACCUCGUUAGAGUGCUGCAGGGAGACGAGUCGAUUGUGAACUGUCUCCAGCCUCAUCCCAGUUACUGCUUCCUGGCCACCAGUGGCAUUGACCCAGUUGUACGACUGUGGAACCCUCGGCCAGAGAGUGAGACCCUCAAUGGCCGUGUGGUAGUAGACAUGGAAGGUGCUUCCCAAGCGAACCAGAGACGGAUGAACGCAGACCCGCUGGAGGUGAUGUUGCUCAACAUGGGGUACCGGAUCACAGGACUGACCAGUGGUGGGGCUGGAGGCUCAGACGAUGAAGACAGCUCAGAGGGGCAAGUCCAGUGCCGGCCCAGCUAAAACAGAACCGCCUCUCCUUCCUCUCAUUGUUUGGCUGUAAAGGGAACCUAGUUUCCUUGGUCCUGAACUUUCUCUGAUGAAUGACUGCACUGUUUCGCACUAUGCACAGAGUAGGACAAGCUGGCAGGGGCAGGAGCGGCCGUCUCUUUAAAAAACCAUCGCCACCACCUCCUCCUUCUCCCAUCACGCUACUGAGCAGCAUGGCAGUGCAGUCUGGGGUUUGCCUUUAGUGGAAUUUAGUCCCAACCAGGGGUCUUUGAAUUGUCUGUAAGCAGUGUUCAGCUGGUGAUUUUUUUAUUUUUUUUUUUUAAUUUUUUCCCCAGAGCUGCUGUAUGAUCUGGUAGAGGGGACGUCGCCUGCAUUUGUGCAUUUGCAGAGGGGAUGUUAAAUUCCUGAAUAAAAUACAAACCUAGGGCAGGGGUUAUGGAAUGAAUUUACUGCAGUGAUAUUGGUCUUGAAAGCUUGACUCUGCUUUUGUUCCCCCAGCCUGUCUUAGAGGCCCCUGGUUUAGAGUUGUUGGCCAUGAAACACCUGGUUUGUCCCAUGACAUCUUUCUUCUGGCUUCCAUCUCUUAACAUGUUGUCACCAGGCGUGGCUGUGUUGUAUUAAGGACUGGAUAUUGCCUGUCUUGUCCCUGGGCAUGUGUUAGUUGAUGAAUCGGUGAAGGCACGGAGUAUAUGUGGUUCAACAGGGCAGGAUGUGCUUGCCCAGCUCAGAUUCUUUCUUCUGUGGUCUAUGGACCCAUGGAGAAAGGUGCCAGCAAUGGAGCAGGCUUGAUCAGAGGCCUAGGACUCGGGUAGCUAAAGCUACAGAGGGAAAGGUCUGGUAACAGCACUCUUUCAGAACUUCUCUCUCCAUUGCCCAGAAUAUGUGUAGCUGUAUUCACCUUCUCCUCUCCAUGUCACCUCCUGGAGCUGAGAACGUUCCCACCGUGUACGUGUUGCCACUGAAGUUUGGAGCUUUUAAACAGUAGCGUUUUGGUGCAGUCAGCUGCUCUGUCUCGGCCAAGGUGGGCCUCCUCAUUGGUGGUGUAACAUCUGGUGAUGGAUUAGUGGUCCUCUCAGGAACCCUCCUUCCUCUUCCCCAUUCUCCACCCGUUGGCUCUGGCUGUAGGGCCAGGAGUACCCCUAGAAACGCAGCACUGUACGUCCAUUCCUCCCCCUCUCCUGUGACAUGCAGUCCCCUUCUCCCCUCUCAUGGUUGCCAAACACUAAACAUCAAGUAGAUCUUACACAGCUGUGCUACAACCGAAUCCGAAGAGGUUGGUUUGUUUUUUUUUUUCUAGGACUAUCAACUAAGACCAAAGAGCCCCUGGAGAUCUAAACCGCUCCGCGCUGUCUCGUAUCUCUUACUUGCUGAAGGUCUAAACAUGCUAAACCUUGGUCCCAGGGGUGUGCAGUGUGUGUCUGGGAGCGUGUGUGCACGUGUGUCUGCUGCAUUUAGGGCUGUUCUUCCAUGUGUUGCGAUCCCUGGUCUUCCUCUUCCUGCCGUGGAAAGAUGAGAGGCCUCCCUUUCCCUUCUCUGGCUGCCAGGCGUUGAUGAGGGAGACUGCGCAGUGCUGGCUGAUCAAGGUAACUGGCUUCCUCUCCCUUCCAGAACAGUCUCUCCGAGAUGAGUGAGCCUUGUGCAGGAGGGAGAGAGAGGUCACAGAGGCUCAGAGCCGGCAGCGUCUCUCCAAGGACACAGUUCCCCGCGUAGAGACGUCCCCCGCGCCCCCCUUGCGAUGGCAGCGGAGCUCCCUGGGACCUCACCUCUGCCCCUCCACGAUGUCCAGCUGCUCUUUCACGCGUGGGUGAACCCCCUUCUGCUGGGAGCGUGUCCCCCAGCACCCAGAAACGAGGGGCUGCCCCUGUGCUCCGCUGAGCUGCCCUGGCAGACUCGCCCUCUCUCUUCUCCUGCUCUCCCGGGACAGAUUGUCAUUUGGCCACCGAAGGCACGUUGGCUCCUUUUGCCCCCGCGGUGGCUGGAACUGCUUCCUCAGUUUCCCUUUUUCCUUGGGUACGAGCUCCCCCACCCCAGGGGUUCUCUGACACUUCAUGCUCUUCAAAACCCAGAGGCAACAGAAAAUUCUUCUCACUUGGGUGGCUUUUUGACACGGUCUGGCCUUUUCUUUUUUUGCUUAAGGCUUUUCUACUAGACGCAUCCUCUUUUUUUUUUUUUUUUUCCCCUUCUCCUCCCACUCAAACUUUUUUUUUUUCCAGCUUUCAGUAGACAAUGUCUGCAGACUUUGAUUUUUAAACUGAGAGACUGAGAUGGAAAGCUCUGAAAAGAACAGACCUCUCCCUCCCCAUUCACCUUUUGCUGUGGCAGCUAUUUUUUGUUGUUUUUACCCUUCUGAGACAGUGCAGCUCUUUUACCUGCCAGUUGCAGUGAGAAAGCUACAAGAUUCCCUGCCUCUGCAGUGGAUUGCUUUUUUUAAUGGCUGCUUUGGUUAAAAAAAAAAAAAAAAAAAGAUAAAUAAUAAUGGGAGAGAAGGGGAGAGAAAAAAAUCUUUCUGCCUCUAACCCCUUUUCCCCUUGUGGUGGGCAGAUUACCUGCUUUGUCACUUGUUAAUGAGGAAUUUAUAUUUAUUGGUGAAGGAAAAAAAAACCAACAUGCUGGGGAAGUAGGGAGAAGAUGUUGCUUUAUUGACCUCUGCUGUUUACUUCAACCCCCUCUUUGGGAAAGCUUCUUCCUGCUCUUUCUGGUUAACUCUUUCCAGCCUGGGAUCUGCAGGGACGCCUCCUUUAUUUUUGUAUUCUAGCAAUGGGCUCUCCUUUAGGAGACUCUUAGGAUUCUCUUAGUGUCACAAUGACCAUUGCUUCUCGAUUUUUCAAGUACUUCAGAUGAUCAUCUCGUAAACUUUGCCCCUGCAGUCGUAGCAGUAACACACAAGCCUUACUGCCCUCUGUUAGAAGGAGCAGAAAACUUGUUUCUCUGGUCCCUGGGAGAGAAAGGGUUAAGCAAUUAAACAAUUCUUUGUUCUA